CCCAGGGUCGGUGACAGUCGAGGAGCCCGGCGAUGCCCUCAGCUGAGGCGGAGACAGAGAGGCGCCGGCAGUAUCCAGCACAGAGAGCUGCCCCCUCGGUGCCCCCAGGAGGCAAUUGUGGGGAGAAUGGUGAAUGACUGACCACGUGGACACUGGCUUUUCAGCAUUUCUUGGAGUCUCUGCGGAGCCCCCAGGCCAGACCCCAGCAGCUCUGAUUGGGUCCCCGGCUGCCUACCCGGCUUCGAGCUCCUGGGAAGAGCGGAGUCAUCGGCAAGAGAGCCCGGAGAGCUGAGGCCCAGAGGGAACAUGCCAGCUAACCAGAGUUCUCCCCAGUGGUCCUCGGUCCUGGCUGCAGAGGGACAUGGCAGCCUGUGUGAGGUCUCCGUGUCAUUUGAGGAUGUGACUGUGGACUUCAGCAAGGAAGAGUGGCAGCACUUGGACCCUGCUCAGAGACGCUUGUACCGGGAUGUGACGCUGGAGAAUUACAGCCACCUGCGCUCAGUGGGGUGCCAGGUUCCCAAACCAGAGGUCAUCUUCAAGUUGGAGCAAGGAGAGGGGCCAUGGACAUUGGAGGGGGAAACCCCACAUCAGAGCUGGUCAGACGAAGAUAUUGGGGGAAAGCAACACCAGAGAAUUGCUGGGAAAGUUUCAUUGCAUUGUGAGAAAUUUGGUCAACCCAUAGGAGAAGAUCCAUUGUGUUCCAUUUUAGAAGAAUUGUGGCAAAACAACAGCCAGCUAGAGAGAUAUCGGGAGAGCCAGAAUCACCCUUUAAGUCAUGUGAAAGUGUUGAUUAAGGAGAGAGGCUAUGAAUGUAAGAAUAUUGAAAAAAUAAUCCAUGUGAGUACCAAGCUUGUCCCUUCAAUUAAAAGUCUCCGUAACUAUGACCCAUUUGGAAAGAGUCUGAAGCAUACUUUAAACUUACACAAUCAUAAUAAAAGCAAUGCAACAAAGAAGCUUGAUAAGAUUUUUGGAAAUGAUAAUAAUUUUGCCCCUAGCUCUUCGUCUCCUGAGACUGUGAAUACAGGGGCAAAUUCCUGUGACAUUAAUCAAUGUGAAAAACAUCUUGGCAACAAACAAACUCUCAUCCACCAUCAGACAAUUCAGACUGGGGAGCAACUGCCUGUAUGUACUGAGUGUGUAAAGAGCUUCCCCCAAAAGCCGCAUCUCUCUGAGCAUCAGAGAAUUCAUGCUGAGGAAAAAUCCCAUGAAUGUCAUAAAAGCCACAAAGCCCUCAGGCAGAAGCCACCAAUUAAUGUACCUCAAAGUGCUUAUACAGGAGACAAACCCUAUAUAUGUACUCAAUGUGAGAAGGCCUUUACUCUCAAGUCGAACCUCAUUACACAUCAGAAAAUUCAUACUGGGCAGAAACCCUAUAAAUGCAGUGAAUGCGGAAAAGCCUUUUUCCACAGAUCCUAUCUCUUUAGACACAUGAGAAUCCAUACGGGAGAAAAGCCCUACGAAUGCCGUGAGUGUGGAAGAGGCUUCUCCCAGAAUUCAGACCUUACCAUACAUCAGAAAACUCAUACGGGAGAGAGACACUACGCGUGCAGCGAAUGCGGGAAAGCCUUCACCAGAAAGUCAGCACUCAGAAUGCAUCAGAGAAUCCACACAGGAGAGAAACCCUACGUAUGCCCUGAAUGCGGGAAGGCCUUCAUCCAGAAAUCCCACUUCAACACACAUCAGAGAAUCCAUACCGGUGAGAAGCCUUACGAAUGCAGCGAGUGCAGAAAGUCGUUCACUAAGAAGUCACAGCUCCACGUGCAUCAAAGAAUUCACACAGGGGAAAAACCCUAUAUAUGUACAGAAUGUGGAAAGGUCUUCACACACAGGACAAACCUCACUACACAUCAGAAAACUCAUACUGGAGAGAAACCCUAUACGUGUGCUGAAUGUGGCAAGGCUUUCAGCGACCAGUCAAAUCUCAUUAAACACCAGAAAACGCACACUGGAGAGAAACCCUAUAAAUGCAACGGCUGUGGAAAAGCCUUCAUAUGGAAGUCACGCCUCAAAAUACAUCAGAAAUCUCAUAUUGGAGAGAGACACUAUGAAUGCAACGAAUGUGGGAAAGCCUUCAUCCAGAAAUCGACACUAAGUGUGCAUCAGAGAAUCCACACAGGAGAGAAACCCUACGUUUGUCCUGAAUGCGGGAAGGCCUUCAUCCAGAAAUCCCACUUCAUUGCACAUCAUAGAAUCCACACCGGAGAGAAGCCUUACGAGUGCAGUGACUGUGGAAAGUGCUUUACUAAGAAGUCACAGCUUCGUGUGCAUCAGAAGAUUCACACAGGGGAGAAACCCAAUAUAUGCACCGAAUGUGGAAAGGCCUUCACUGACAGGUCCAAUCUGAUAACACACCAGAAAAUCCACACUAGAGAGAAACCCUAUAAAUGUAGUGACUGCGGAAAAACCUUCACUUGGAAGUCCCGCCUCACUAUCCAUCAGAAAUCUCAUACUGGAGAGAGACACUAUGAAUGCGGUAAAUGCGGGAAAGCCUUCAUCCAGAAAGCAACGUUAAGCAUGCAUCAGAUUAUUCAUACUGGAAAGAAACCCUAUGCCUGUACAGAAUGUCAGAAGGCCUUCACCGACAGAUCGAAUCUCAUUAAGCACCAGAAAACUCACAGUGGAGAAAAAGCAUAAAGCCACCGACUGAAAAGGCCUUCAGCUGGGACUCAAACCUGGAGAUACAUCAGAGGUCUCAGAGUAGGGAAGAGGAGUGCCAGAUGCUGUGAUCAGGGGUGCGGGGUUGGGGCAGGGAGUGGGCAUGACGGCCCACAGCUUAAGGGAACAGAAGGCAAACAAAGCCAAGUGUCCUUCAGCCAAUUGGAAAUAGAAACACUGGCACCACCAGUUGAUGUGCAAUUAUAUGCAGAGGGAAACACUUUGAUAUGGGAUUUGGGCCAUAGUCCUUUUCGGUUGCAUGAUUAACGUGGAGACCCUCAAGCUCCUGCAAACAGUAGAAAGACAGACCCCAGGAGAUGACUUGUAAUCUCUUAUGUUUCACUUUUUGGAUUGUAUAAAUUCAGCACUGAUUGGUUCUUCAUACCCUGGGAUGAGGAAGUGCUUAAUACCGGCCACCUUCUUUUCUAAUGUCUCGGGUGGGGAGAAGAGUUUUCAUUGUCCAAACACCCUUGGAGCACCAAAGUCAAGGCAAAAACCUACUGGGAAGACAGAUCUGUGAGGAGAAGCCAGAAGUUUUUGUGAUCAUUGACAUUUAAGACCCAG
Molecule: messenger RNA, 3219 nt
Organism: Neogale vison (American mink)
Lineage: Eukaryota; Metazoa; Chordata; Mammalia; Carnivora; Mustelidae
Gene: ZNF41
Product: zinc finger protein 41
Exons: 5
Coding region: 307-2634 (775 amino acids)
Biological process (GO): regulation of DNA-templated transcription
Source: RefSeq, a predicted model, not a curated record